CCAGGUAGAGAGAGGAGCGGCGCACAAGAGCUCUCUCUCUCUCUCUCUCUCUCUCUCUCUCUCUCUCUCUUUCCGCGCUCUCACUGUCCUGAGAAAUUACAACAUUCGUCCAGGGGUGAGCAGCCCUAUCAAUCCUCUGUUACACUAUUGCAAAGAAGCUCGAGCCUUUCUCAUCUUCAGAUUCUCGAGCUGUGUCCAGCUGGCAGGCUUUUAAAAUGGCGUAACACCAUUUCCAGUGAUGCCGGACCAUGACAACACGUCCCUCUUAAGUAGACAAACCAAAAGAAGAAGAGUUGACAUUGGAGUGAAAAGGACUGUAGGUACGGUGUCUCUAGCUUUCGCUCAUUUAAAAGCAAGCAAUUUUAGGGCCAUGAAUCCUCACGUGGUUGAGCAGGAUGUCAACUGCUCAGUGGUGCAGCACACAGACAGCGAGAAGUCCAACGUGCUUCACAAGUUGCUGAAGCGGACCAAUUCUUAUGAAGACACCUUGGUGACCUUUCCCGGAGCCACGAUCAUCUCCCAGCUGCUGAAAAACAAUUUAACCAAAAAUGGGGCAAAUGAAUCCGACUUUCAGAGCAAUGGUCUCUCCAGGACAGGUUCAGAGAUCCACCAGGAGGAUGUCUGCAGCUCCUCAUCACGGGGCAGCCCUCAGGAGUGUCUGUCCCCUUUCAGCAGGCCUUCUAUGGCACAAUUUGACAUUGAUCGGUUGACAGAUGAGCACCUGAGGGCUAAACGUGCCAGAGUGGAGAACAUAAUCCGUGGGAUGAGCCACUCUCCAAAUGUCACACACCGUAUAGGUGAGACUGAGCCUGACGGAGCGCCCCAGCCCCUAAGCCCUCGAGAGAGUUACAGGGAAAACAAGCGUAAGCAGAAACUACCCCAGCAGCAGCAGAGUUUCCAGCAACUCAUUUCCGCUCGCAAAGAGCAAAAGCAUGAGGAGCGCCGUCAUCUCAAACUACAGCUAGAGGACAUGCAGAAGCAGCUCCGUCAGCUGCAAGAAAAGUUCUACCAGAUAUAUGAUAGCACUGACUCUGAGAAUGAUGAGGAUGGACAAUUCUCAGAGGAUAGCCUGCAUUCUGAUGGAAUGGACAAUCAUAUCUCUGACUCUGUUACAAACCGCUCAGAAAAUGAGAUGUCUGACCUGGAUCCAGGGCAUUUCUUGGACCAAGCCCAGGCACUUAUUUGCGAGCAACCCGCGAUGACCGAGGGAGAGAAGCCCAAACGGGACGGCUCUCGAGGAAAAGGUCACAGAUCGACGUCCAUGCAUGCAGAAGGGAAACAACUAGCAGAAACGCUGAAACAGGAACUAAACACCGCAAUGACCCAGGUGGUGGACACAGUCGUAAAGGUCUUUGCAAAAACCCCAUAUCCACUUCCUCAGGGCUUCCCAACUGUACAGACACCUUCUGACCGCUUCGCAGUGAAUCGUGAGAACCCAAAUUUUCACACUAAUAACCAGCGUUUACCGUGUUUUGGUGACGUCAUUAUUCCAAAUCCCCUCAAUUCCUUUAGCAACAUGCGAGUGCCGAGCUCAAACGACCAAACAGAGGCCUUGCCUCUAGUGGUGAGAAAGAACUCUACAGACCAGCCUGGAUCUCUACCCACAGCCGCAAAUCACCACCCCGGUCUUCACCCGUCACCAUUAUCCUCAACUAUGGCCUUCAGUCCUCCAUCCUUCCGACAUCCUUUUCCUCUUCAUAUAAUGGGUUAUCCUUUCCAAAGCCCUCUAGGUGCCCCAAGUGGGCCUUAUCCAGGCAAGGACAGGUCUUCUCCCGAGUCUAUGGACCUGUCUAGAGAAACCACUAGCCUACGGACCAAGAUGUCAUCCAACCAUCUCAGCCUCCAUCGUCCUAUCUCGCCAACGCAUCCGGGAAACCCUGAAGGCCUUUCAAUAUCGCUCAUCAAGUCUGAAUGUGGGGAUCUCCAAGAUAUGUCUGAUAUCUCUCCAUACUCAGGAAGUACAAUCCAAGAAGGCUUAUCUCCCAACCACUUGAAGAAGGCCAAGCUGAUGUUCUUCUACACCCGCUAUCCCAGCUCCAACAUGCUGAAAAUGUUCUUCUCUGAUGUGAAGUUCAACCGCUGCAUCACCUCCCAGCUGAUCAAGUGGUUCAGCAACUUCCGUGAGUUCUACUAUAUCCAGAUGGAGAAGUUUGCUCGGCAGGCCAUAAACGAUGGCGUGACCGGUGUGGAGGAACUAACGGUCAGUCGAGACUGUGAGCUGUAUCGCGCUCUCAACAUGCACUAUAACAAGGCCAAUGACUUUGAGAUGAAAGCUUUACUCUGCCCCAUCCCCAUUUUAUGUGACAUUCAUUUAUCAGCCAAGAGUGUUUGGCAUCCCUUUGCCUACAAGAGCUGUCCCAGUGACCACUAACCUUGGUAUGUCCUGACACUCAUGAUGAGUGUCUGCAGAACACAGUAGGCUAGCUGGCUGCUAUGUCAAGUCUUUAUUGUGUACUGCCAAGGAUGGGGGACAAUCAAACAAAGGACCCUGAAGACUCUAUAUCUCAUCAAUGGAGAAGGAAAAGAAGAACCUUUCCCUGUUUAAUCCCCAUAUAAUCCCUAUGCCAUAGAAGAAACCAAGAGAGAACAUUGGAAGAUAUGAAUAGCUCAUUAGAUGUCCAUGAAUAACUCACAGCUCAAUUAUCCAAUCAGAUCAUAAAUCCUGUUUUUGUUUUUAUUCUUUCUUUUUUUUUGUUAUAUCAUAGUAACCAUUAUUACUAUAGCAUGGUAUUUUGUUAAAUCUGAAUGCAAAGUUAACGAAAGAGACACAGCUGAAAGGUUAUUACCAAUAUGAGAAGAAAUUCAGAAAAAUAAUAAUAAUGCACUCAACAAUAUUUAAAAUCUGAUUAUCACUGGAGAUUUUUAUAGCAAAUGUCCCAAAUGUCAUCUGUAGAUUUUAAUAAACAUUUUAGUGACUUUCAAAACGUGUAGAUUUUUAUGAUUAACCAUUUGCCGAAUAAUCCGAGUUGCACUAAUUUCUUGUCUUACAAGAUAAAAUUGAUCAAUCAGAAUUAUUUUUACAUUCAUUGGGUUUAUAGUUUGAUAGUUUGUCACCUAAAAAAACAGAAACAGGAGGAAGUGGAAGAAGUAAAGUGAUGAUAUGCAGUAUGAUUGUAAUUUUUUGAGAUGGAAUGGAUAGUUAACUGGAUAUUUCACUUAAUGCCAGAUGACCAAAAUAAAGUUGUUACUGAAGAUGGAUGAAUGGGUGGAUGGAUGGAUGGAUGAUUUUAUAAAGGCAAGGAAUAUAGUCAAGUAUUAAUUCUAGUUAUGUAUUUAGCUGUUGUUCUGUGAUUACUGGAUAACCACCAGAGGCUGGUGUUUAACCUGGACUUCCUCUAGCAUGCAUGUACACCAUAUCAGAGUACUUACUACAAGUACCCAAGUAACCAACCCUUGCAGAGGCAAGAUCCAACUUGGCAUCCAAAUUAUAGGGAACACUGGCUAUUCUAGUGGGUUACUGGUAUCUCAGUGGUUAUGUUAUGUUGGACUACUGAUCAGAAGUCCAUACAGAAGUAUUGCCAAGAUGCCACUAUUGAGUCGUAUAAGGGUUGAUCCUGACCUUCUGGAAUCUGGAGAAGUACAUGGUAGGUGCGGUACAGGACCCCCUGGAGCAGCAUACCUCUCAGCAGUGCCCAUGAGGUACAUCACAGCAAGACUUGGGAUUCCAGCCAGUUCAUCAGCUGUAGUUAUAACUUGUCACCCAGUGGGCUAACCUCUGUUUAGACAGAGAGGCACCCUGUGUCUUUGCAGUAAAACAAAUGAAUAACUGGUCUGAUAAAUGAAUAGCUGCCUUGUGGUUCAAAUAGUAUCAUAAGGCACAUACUGUACAUGUUAAAGAAGCUUCGGCAGAUUGACGUUUAUAAAACACUGAGAGGUCAGUUGCAUGGUUCAUAAAUUUGGGAUGAAUAAGCAUCAGUCAAGGAUGUGGGAACAUAUCCAGGAACCCACAAGACUACUGCAUCUUGUCCCAUAGGGCUGUUUAGUUCCACUAGCUGAGUACCACACUCAACAGUGUAGUGACUUGGUCCAUCUGUGUGUCAGGAUGCAAGAAUCAGUCACAAGUAUCAUCAGAAGAAUCUGGCUCAGUGGUAUAGUGUGACUUCUGGUGAGUAAAACCACUUGACCAUGGAAAAGGCACAUAACAACAGGUCUGUUGUUUAACAGAGAGUAGCCAAUGUGAAAGAACUGUACCAAGGGAGACCACACUUGCCAGUGGAGUACGAGGCAAGUGGCAUACUGAACAAUAGAACAGUUCGUAGCUUACUUGCAGACACUGCAGAAGUGAUGACCAGAAGCAUAAGCUAUGAUAAGGGUUCAUUUGUGAUGGCUAGACAACUGGGUCAGAAUACCUUCAAAACGGCACGUCUUGUGGCGUGUUCCCAGUGAAUUCCCAGUGGUUAGUACCUACCAAACGUAGUCCAAGAAAGGACAAACGGUGAAAUACUGACAGGGUCUUGGGCCAGGAAGCAGUAUGGGAACAAGGCAAGCUGGUGGAGGAAGUGUGAUGCUCAGGGCAAUGUUCUAGGUUCUGGCAUUCAUUUGGGUGUAUUUUGACACAUAGCUCCUACACUGUUGCAGUACACUGUUGAAGUACGACAUUUAAUAGCAACCAGGAAUGGUUUGAGGAAAAGAGUUCAAAGUGUUUACUUGGCCUCAAUUUCCCAGAUCUCAGUCUGAUCUAGCAUCUCUGAGAUGUGCUCGACAAACAGGUCCAAUCCAUGGAGGCCUCACUACAGAACUUACAGGAAUCUGCUGCUUAUGGCUUAGUGCCAGAUAUCACAGUACACCUUUAGAGGUGUCAGAGACCAAAGGUACCAUAGCAUAAAAUAACAAUCAUAUAUUCCAUUGUCCUUUCUAAUAGUUGGUUCCUCAUCCUAUGCAGUCAAUGAUGUUUGGAAACCAUAGACAUUAACAGAUGCUGGUUUUCUCUUCUGUAAUGAUACUUUAAUGCCAGGACUUUAAUGUACCUGUCCUUCGAGUGCUGCUUGUGGUGUUUUGCCUUUUUUCUUUUUUAAGCAUGUGAAAUACAAGAUUAAUUGUAUUCAGGUCAGAUGAUCGACAAGUGCAAAAUAGACUCUUACUAUGGGCUUAUACUCUAGUUGCUAGUGGACAGCUGAGUAUUUCUUGCCCCAUUCAAAUACUGUAACAAAAGUACUGUUGGCCAACACUGACGCUGACUACAUCACACACCCCAUCGUCCAAAGGUUUCACAACUAUUAUGGAAACCACCAAAAGAUUUAAACUUUCCUUUAAUUUUUCAGGUGGUUGAAACACUUCCAUUAAAUCUUUGUUUAUGUAAUCCCAGAGGUCACUGUUACUGACUUCAAGUACACAAUAAUGCUAGAUGCUAGAAACUAGUUUACAUCUUUACAUAAAAGGUCAUUUAAAAAUCAGUGGACCAAAAGUUUGGACGUUCAUCACUGGGAGUUAAUGGCUGAUUUGCAUGGAUUUUCCCAUGAUAUUAAUCACAAAAAGGUACUAAUCUCUAAAGGUAGACUCUUAAAUAUAGCAACAGGUGCACGCCAACAUAAAAUCCUGAUUAUGACAAUUGGCCUUCAGAAGAUAAAAAUCUUUUACCUCAGUUGACUGGUAAAUGAAAUCUGUUGUAGCAUGAAAUGUGUGAAAAAAUGUCAAUAGGAUUUUGUGUUUGGUUUUGGUGGUUUAAAAUUAACCGGAUUAUUAGUACAAAAUGAAUAGUUUCCAUAAAUGGGAGAAAGUGUGGCUGGGUCCUAACAUGUUAGAAGCAAUCCAGAAAGUUCAAUUCCCAAGAGUUUGUGAUGAAAUGAACUCAACACUUGUUCUGUUACAUUCUGACCCAGCACUAGGUUACAGAAAUGACCCACAGUGGAGCAUUUCUACUUAGGCCCCAGGAUGUGGUUGUCCCUCUUGUUUAAUUUGGGAUGUUAUUCAACUUUGCUUUGGUUACGUGGGGCAUGGAAUUGAAACUUAAUAUAUUUA
Messenger RNA from Hemibagrus wyckioides, 5958 nucleotides. RefSeq names its product prospero homeobox 1a (gene prox1a). Bases 239 to 2371 code for a protein of 710 amino acids. Lineage: Eukaryota; Metazoa; Chordata; Actinopteri; Siluriformes; Bagridae. Gene Ontology annotation, cellular component: nucleus. Gene Ontology annotation, molecular function: DNA-binding transcription factor activity, RNA polymerase II-specific; RNA polymerase II cis-regulatory region sequence-specific DNA binding. The transcript has 5 exons. The record is from RefSeq and is a predicted model, not a curated record. Gene Ontology annotation, biological process: regulation of transcription by RNA polymerase II.